This is a messenger RNA of Symbiodinium necroappetens, 875 nucleotides long. The record is from the annotation of a GenBank genome assembly. Lineage: Eukaryota; Dinophyceae; Suessiales; Symbiodiniaceae.
GCUUCCUUCGCCUUGUCCGCGCCUUGAGAGGCAUCCGUGUGGUACGGCUCCUGCGGUAUAUAGGUGCGCUGAGAACCAUUGUCUUCUCCAUCAUCAGUACUCUGGGCUCCGUCUUCUGGACGUCCCUGCUGCUGGUGGUCCUCUUCUACUUAUUUGGCGUGCUGAUCGCACAAAUCGUCACAGACCACUGCAGGCACGUGAAGUUCCAACCAGAUUCCUUGGACUGUGCCAAUGAGGAAGUGUUCGGCAAACUCUUGACAUAUUGGUCCAGCGUGCCUGAGAGCAUGCUGACGCUUCUCAUGGCAAUCACCGGCGGGCUGAGCUGGAAUGAUGCCCUGACGCCUUUGCGGCCCAUCUCGGAGAUCGCUGUGACGGGCUUGAUCGCGUACAUCGUGAUAACCGUGCUAGCCGUGUUGAAUGUUGUCACUGGUGUCUUCUGCAAUAUGGCAAUCGAGUCUGCGCGUGCCGACAAGGACAUUGCCAUCAUGCAGCAAAUCCACAAACAUGAGGCGCAAGUGGAUUCCUUGCGAGAGAUCUUCCACGAAAUUGAUCUGGAUGGAUCCAAUGUGAUCACCGUUGCAGAGCUCAAGGAGGCGAUGAAGGGCCAAAAGAUGUCCAGCUUCAUGCAGUCGAUGGAUAUCUCCACCAACGAUGUCUUCACCCUCUUCAUGGUGAUCGAUGCAGAUGGUAGCGGCGAGAUCACGCUGGAAGAGUUCGUCUACGGCUGUAUGCAGCUGCAAGGUCCUGCAAAGGGCCUGCAGAUUGCAAGGAUGAGCUAUGAGAACACAGUUAUCCGGAAGGAGCUCAAGCAGCUUAGAGCAGAUGUGAAGAAAGUCUUUUACCGUUUGGAACAGGUGCGUUCGGUGUCUAAAGAA